Danaus chrysippus (African queen) is the source of this 438-nucleotide messenger RNA. The record is from the annotation of a GenBank genome assembly. NCBI's taxonomy places the organism in Eukaryota, Metazoa, Arthropoda, Insecta, Lepidoptera, Nymphalidae.
AUGUCCAACAAAAAUAAUGAAUCAAACAGUGAACGAGUUAAUAUUCAGAAUGCACCGCGGCGUCACACCUAUGGUCCCGUACAACAUCAGAUCCCGAACGUGUCGCGUGCUGGAUAUAUGGACUAUCAAAGAUCUGGUCGGGGAACCCCGAAACUAUCGACCAAAAGUGACUUUGUGUAUGUGAACACGGCUUAUGUUGGAAGUGUUAGUAGCUUGAAUAACAACGUCAGCCAGCAGACUUUACCGGAACCACCGACCAGCGUUAUUCGAGAGCAGUACUGGGCAUGCUCUAAAUGGCCUCUGGCUCAGCGUGUGCUGGCGAUCGCCGUGGGUGUACUCUUGGGAGCUGUGGUUGGACUCGUCAUGAUCCUAUUCUUCAGGCGUGGUACUGAAGAAGAUAUCAAUGGAUUAUUUAGGACGCCACUCGUUCCUGAUUAG